Messenger RNA from Psammomys obesus (fat sand rat), 7109 nucleotides. RefSeq names its product TBC1 domain family member 24 (gene Tbc1d24). The transcript is spliced from 8 exons. The record is from RefSeq and is a predicted model, not a curated record. Bases 481 to 2169 code for a protein of 562 amino acids. Lineage: Eukaryota; Metazoa; Chordata; Mammalia; Rodentia; Muridae.
GAAGAGGGCAUCAGAUCCCCUGAAACUGGGGUUAUGGAUGGUUGUGAGCCACCAUGUGGGUCCUGGAAACCUCUUCAGAAGCAGCAAGUGCUCUCAACACCUGAACUUUCUCCCCAGCCCCAUAUUUUUUUGUUAUUUUUAAAUUGUGCGUCUAUGUGUAUCUGUUCUUGGGUAGUGUCCGUGAGUGCAGAUGCCUGAGGUGUCCAGAAGAGAGCAUCAGACCCCUGCAUCUGGGGGUACAGGCUGCUAUGAGUCUCCUGACAUGUGGGCUGGGAGCUGAACUCAAGAUUCUCUGCAAAAGCGAUGCACGCUCUUUAACUGCUGAGUCAUCUCUGCAGACUGUCAGUCUAUCUGUUUUUGAGGGUGUGUGGGAUGACAGACUGGUUAACAGAAAACCCCCAGAGACGGGGCUGCAGGAUUUAGCUGUUCUUAACUCCCUCCUGGCAGCCUAGGACCUGCCUCCUGGGCACAUCAGGCACCAUGGACUCCCCAGGGUACAAUUGCUUUGUGGACAGGGACAAGAUGGAAGCGUCCAUCCGGGACCUGGGGCCAAAGGAGCUGAAUUGCACUGAACUACAGGAGCUGAAACAGCUGGCACGUCAGGGCUACUGGGCUCAGAGCCACGCCCUGCGGGGGAAAGUGUACCAGCGCCUGAUCCGGGACAUCCCCUGCCGCACGGUCACACCUGACGCCAGCGUGUACAGCGACAUCGUGGGCAAGAUUGUGGGCAAGCACAGCAGCCGUAGCCUGCCCUUGCCUGAGUUUGUGGACAACACUCAGGUGCCCACGUACUGCUUGAACACACGGGGAGAGGGCGCUGUGCGCAAGAUCCUCCUGUGCAUUGCCAACCAGUUCCCCGACAUCUCCUUCUGCCCUGCCCUGCCUGCUGUGGUGGCCCUGCUCCUACACUACAGCAUUGAUGAGGCAGAGUGUUUCGAAAAGGCCUGCCGCAUCCUAGCCUGCAAUGACCCCAGCAAGAAGCUUAUCGACCAGAGCUUCCUGGCCUUCGAGUCUUCCUGCAUGACAUUUGGGGACCUGGUGAACAAGUAUUGCCAGGCAGCCCACAAACUGAUGGUGGCCGUGUCAGAGGACGUCCUGCAGGUCUACUCUGAUUGGCAGAGAUGGCUGUUUGGGGAACUGCCCCUCAACUACUUUGCCCGUGUUUUUGAUGUCUUCCUUGUAGAAGGCUAUAAGGUGUUGUACAGAGUUGCUCUGGCCAUCCUCAAGUUCUUCCACAAGGUGAGAGCAGGACAGCCCCUGGAGUCAGACAAUGUAAAGCAAGACAUCCGCAUGUUUGUCAAGGACAUUGCCAAGACAGUGUCUCCUGAGAAACUACUAGAGAAGGCCUUUGCCAUACGCCUAUUUUCCCGCAAGGAGAUCCAGCUCUUGCAGAUGGCCAAUGAGAAAGCACUGAAGCAGAAAGGCAUUACUGUCAAGCAGAAGAGUGUCUCACUUUCUAAAAGGCAGUUUGUGCACUUGGCUGUCCAUGCAGAGAACUUCCGCUCGGAGAUUGUCAGCGUGAAGGAGAUGAGAGACAUUUGGUCCUGGAUCCCUGAGCGUUUUGCCCUCUGUCAACCCCUCCUGCUCUUCUCCUCACUGCAGCAUGGGUAUAGCCUGACCAGGUUCUAUUUCCAGUGUGAAGGACACGAGCCCACCCUCCUACUCAUCAAGACCACACAAAAGGAGGUUUGUGGGGCUUACCUGUCCACAGACUGGAGCGAGAGGAAUAAGUUUGGAGGCAAGCUGGGAUUCUUCGGGACUGGAGAAUGCUUUGUUUUUAGGCUGCAGCCGGAGGUACAGCGUUACGAGUGGGUGGUCAUCAAGCACCCAGAGUUGACCAAGCCAACAUCCUUCAAGUCCUCAGAGUCUGCAGCCAGCCCUUCUCUCCUCAGCCACUCUGUCUCUUCCGACCCUGCUGAUCGGCUCUCACCUUUUCUGGCCGCCCGGCACUUCAACCUGCCCUCCAAGACUGAGUCCAUGUUCAUGGCUGGGGGCAAUGACUGCCUCAUCAUUGGGGGAGGAGGUGGCCAAGCACUGUACAUUGAUGGGGAUCUGAACCGAGGCCGCACCGGACACUGCGACACUUUCAACAACCAGCCCCUCUGCUCUGAGAACUUCCUCAUCGCAGCUGUGGAGGCUUGGGGCUUCCAAGACCCUGACACCCAGUGACCGGCCUGCGUUGAUGGUGACUGAGCCACAUUGAGGGGUGAUGGGACAGAGGCCCAGCUGCCUCUUCAGGGAUCAGGGAAUGAAUGAGACACCACCUCCAGGAAGUGGGCAGGUUUGCCUCCCAGGGCUACAUUUCCCCGCCCUGAGCUUCUGCCUCUUGUAGGGAAAGGGCAAAUGAAUCUUCUUGCCAAAUGUGGUUCUGUGGUGCCCCCUGCUGGUGCUUUGACUCUGCAGCUCCUCAGACCUCUGACCCUCUGAGGUUCACCUGGGCUACAUUUGCUGCUACAGGAUAGGAUUGGGGAUUGGGGCAGGAUUUGUGGGGAGCUCUGCAGCUCCCCUUAUUCUAGAAGGGAUGAGGGCUGGAGAGCUGUUUUUUUUUUUUUUUGUCUUUGUGUUUUUGCAGAGCCUGAAGCUCUUGCUGCACCUCACUGCAAGUCCAUACCUGAAGGUGGCCUCUGGAGAGACUUUCUUUGACCAGCUUGAGCAGUCAGCUCCAUUCCCAGGGUUCUCCUCAGAGAUGACUGGACUCAGUGAGGCUUUUGCCUCCUUGAACUCGUGUAGUUUUGGUGACUUCUGUGUUUCCUUCCCUUGUCACUGUAGUGACUGCGGCCCAGGGUCACCCCGACCCUAGCAUGGCAUGCUUGUCUCAGUCCUGCCUUCCGCCUUCUCCUCAGGCCCUCUGCUUCCCUAGACCUCCUCACACAGCACCUGAUAAACCGAUGUGACCUGAUCCCUCUGCUGUCACUAUGGCUGGCUACGUGCUGUGUUUUCUGUGUGCUACCCCUUCUCCCAUUAUGGCUUUCAGGUCUCUGGAUGUCUGUGCUUCCCGAGGCCUGUACUGGCCUGGUACACAGUAGAUGACAAGGGAAGCACUCCCUCUGAGAACUAUAGCAAACUCCAUGCCCCCUGCCCUCCCUCCCAUCCUGUGACCUCCCUCAGCUGGUCCUGAGGGUCUAGGUAACACAGAGGAAGAGAGAAGAAGCAGUGGCCCAAUGGCUGUGCUGGGGCCAUAGAUGUCUGGGUGAUAAAAACAGGUGCCUGGUUCUCACAUGACUGUCUGGCGUGCCUCAGAGUCAGCAUGUGUCACACCAGUGCUUCUUUCCAUGCUGAUACUCGCUUUUGCUGUGGGAGGCUCCAUGUUCCAUGUAUUCAUGUCAGCUCUCAGCAGGGUCACAGUGGCACAAGAGGCAGGGCUGGAAGGAGCCCCGUGCAACUUUGGGCCACCUGGCAACGCCGCCUAGAACUAUGGACUCUGCACAAUGGACCAGUUCUCCCACCACGCUGGCUUCCAGGAUGGGUUGGCUUGGGUCUUCAGAGGGGAGAGGUCCUGGGAGGCGCUGCUGCUCUCCUCCACAGAAUGUUGUGAGCCUUGCCACCCAUCUCCUCUGAGCCCACUGCCCAGGCCUACACCUCCAACUUUGGUGUUCAUUUAACCCCAUCUUGGUUUUUGUUACUGUUGUUUGUGAAAAGAUCUUACUAGGGAGCCUAACUGGCCUGGAACUCCCUAUGCAGCCCAGGCUCGCCUGGAAAUUGCUAUGUAGCCUAGGUUGGCCUUAAAAAUCAUGAUCUGCCUGAGCCUCCUAAGUGCUGGGCUUAUAGACAUUAGGCCCAGCUCAGCACUUCCUGUUGCACUAACUCCAGGGCCCUGAGUUUGGUCUCCAGCCGGAAGGCCCCCAGGACUUUUCCAGGCUGUGCACCAUGACGCCCACGCAAGCAUUGCCGCUGGAACUCAGAAGCCUCUCAGAAGCGGUGAAGUUAAGUGGGCAGUAUGUCCAGGGCCCUGCAAGGUCCCUGACUGGGUAGUGUGUUUUUAUUUUGUGUGGCCCCCACUGGGCCUUCCUAGGGGUCUAGUCCAAGAAGACUGAUCGAUGUGUACCCAUAAUUACAUCCUAAGCAAAGUUCCUAGCUGUUUGCCCACAACUUACUCAGUUCUUUAAAUUUAAUGUCCUCUUUUUUCUGACUUUUCUACCAAAAGGUGUGUGUCAUUUUCUUUAUAUUUUUAUUCUCAUCACUGUUCUUAUCUGAUACUAAGUGUUUCCACUUAGUAUUUAUUUUAUUAAUGUUUUCUAUUAUUUAUUAGCUUUUGAUGUUAAAAACAAGCCAAAAUUUGAUGGCAUUGUAUAAGAAGUUAUAUUUUAGCAGCAUUUAAACAUUUGUUUUUAAAACAAAUACCGAGCCUAAUUUAAGCCAGUUCAUUAAACUAAAUAAGUUAACUUCAAUCAUAUGCCUUUGGGACCUCAGAAAAUCAGUUUAUGCUUUGGUUUUGGUUUGUGACAAGUGUCAGUGUCAUGUAGCUUGGUCUAUCCUUGAACUAACUGUGUAGCUGAAGCUGCCCCACGUGUGUGCCACCAUGCUUGGUCAUAAUCAAUUUAUUCUUAAAAUGAUUUAUGAUACAACAUUAGGUGUUUUGUUUUUUUUGUUUUUUUUUCAAGACAUGGUUUCUCUGUGUAUCCCUGGCUGUCCUAAAUUCAUUGUGUAGACCAGGCUGGCCUCAAACUCAGCAAGAUCCAUCUCCCUCUGCCUCCCAAGUGCUGGGAUUGAAGGUGUGCACACCACUGCCUGGUCUGAUUUCUCUAUUUUAAUUAUUGGACUGAAAUUACUAUUUUAAUUAUUUCUAUUUUUGUAAGCUGCUUGCUUUUACUUCUCCAACUUUUCAGAGCAUUUUGUUUUAGAGACUUCUGGAUUUCUGAUUUUCAAAUGUCUCUUACCCAUCUCCUGAGCUCCUAGAGCUCUUCUGACCUCUGUAAAUAUUUUAUAUUUGAUAAUUUAGGGUUUGCACCCAUUUUCUUGAGAUGCUGAGGACUGAACCUAAGACCUUAUACACACUAGGCAAGUUCUCCACACUGAGCCAUUUUCUCAGCCUUGUAUUUAUAUAUUGAAUUGAUUUUCAGUUUACACCAGAAUUGCUGAGGCUGAAGUUUCCAUCGACCCUCAUUUACUUGACCUCUAUAAACACCCAGACAAUUGGUGUAGUGACAUACCUUCAAUCUCAGAACUCAGAAGGUUGAGGUGGGUGGAUCUCGGUACAUUUAAGGCCAGCUUGUUAUAUGUAGUAGAUUCCAUACCAGCCAGGGCUACAUAAUGAGACCUUGUCUUUAAAAAUAUGGCAGGGUUGGAGGUGGGGGUGUUUGGUGAGAAGGUCAGCAUCCAUAUGGUGGCUCACAACCAUCUAUAACUCCAGUUCCUGGGGGUCUAGGCCCUUUCCUGGCCUCUUUGGGCACUGUAUUAAUGGAGUACAGACAUAAACACAGGCAAAACACUCAUGCACAUAAAAUAAAAAUGAAUGAAUUAUUGUGGGUGCAGAGCCCCUGAUUGGACCACAGGCCUUGCUUUUCCUCUAGACAGGAAUACAUGUGGUUUGUGUAGUUACCUGCUUUCUCACAUUUUUCACUAGUCUAGAAAGUUGUCAAACUUAAAAGACUUGUACUGGUUUUUUGUUUUGUUUUUAAGCCACCAUUUGGGUUGUAAUCCUCUAUAGAACUACCUUGAAGGUGGCCAGAUCGUCAGUAGCUCUCCUCAGGUUUAUGUGGCAGAGUUACUAUGUCAAGCAUGAAUGCCGAGCAGUCCUUAUGGUUCUUUCCCCACAGUGUUUACAUCAGGCCAGAAAGCAUGCAAAAUAAAAGAUAACUUUUGUGUUUAGAUUCUUACCUGGGUCUGCUGUGUGUCUAUAAUCCCAGCACAUGGAUGAUGGUGGCAGAAAGAGCAUGUCAUCCUUAGCUACAGACCAAGUUCAAGGCUUAGCUUGACAGGCCCUGUCUCAGGAAAGAAAAAGAAAAAGAAGAAAAGGAGCUCUUUAUGACUUCCCUCGUUGCAUCACUUUCUGAUUGUGCUGCUAGCUCGUGUUAGAUGCAGUGUUGCAUGGCACAGUACUACAGACAAAAUGGUUGUUGCUUGUAGGCUAGGUCAUUUUAUUGCAUGGGAUUUGUCAACACUAUUUAGGACUAAGGAAACAGUCCGUGGACACAUGGACCAGUGACAUGGCAAGAACCAAACAAACAAAAGAUUCCCCUAUAGACUGGUAUCCACUAGUUUGCCACUUGGCUGCUCUACAGUAGCUGCCUGGCCUUGUUUUCCUGUGUGAAGAGACCAGAGCACCUCUGCUUUGUAUUACACCACAGCGUUGGCCAUGUGGUCAACAGCUUAUAAGCCAAACUGGAGAGAAGGCUCACCAGUUAAGGCACUGGCUGGUAGUCGUGCGUCCUGGUGCACACCUUUAGUACCAGCCCUCAGGAGUCAGAGGCUGGAAGAUCUCUGAGUUCAGAGGCCAGCCUGGUCUACAGAGUGAGUUCCAGGACAGCCAGGGCUACACAGAGAAACCCUGUCUUGGGGUGUGGGUGGGAUAGCACUAUCUGCUCUUCUGGAGGAUUGGGGUUCAAAUCCGAACACACUUAAAUUGUGUUUCACAACCAUCUGUCACUCCAGUUCCAGGGGAUCCUGACACCCUCUUCUGGCCUCUUUGGGUACCGCAUGCAAUUGGUGCACAGACAUACAUGCAGACAAAACAAUAUAAAAUAAAAAUAAAGGUUUUUAAAAAAAAGUUUGUAAGCUGAAGACGGAAGGGGAAGAAGUUCCAAGCCUAAUUUUACCUUUCAGAUGUUGUCAUUAUGGGCUCUGACAAAUGGUCACCAAUUAGGUGUCAUGGUGUAUACCGUAAUCUUGGCACUCAGGAGGCCAAGGCAGGAAGAUUGCAAGCAUGAGGCUACUGGGACUAACUGAGUUUCAGCUGCCUGAGCCUACAUAGUGAGACCUUAUCUUAACAACAGGAAACAGUGUGGUCCCUCCCUGACCCUGUGGAGCAUCUCAAGGAAGAUGACAAACAGACUCCUGCUUACACAGUGUGGAUUUGCAGCAAAAUACAACUUUGUGAUGUGAAAAUAAGUGAUUUGGUGAUGUUUGGUUAGUGUUCCUAUGACUCCUAAAUAAAAUUAAUAACUGAUGAA